UAUCUGUGAAAACAGCAGUUGAUGCUUCCAUAUUCAUAGUCAGUGAUUUCCAUUCUAGAUAUGGUCAGCUUACAAGUAAAACAUUGUUUUUCUAACUGCAAACUCAGCCUGGGGUCAAACUUAGUUCUUUUCCUUUUUUGCAGCAUUAGUAAUAAUUGAAGUGGUUUGAAAUAUUGUGUUUGAAACAUUUUUUUUAAGGAAGCAACUUUUUUUUAUCAAAAGGGAAACUUCUGCCAGAAAUGUUUGUAGUCAAUAAAAUUUUGGGGGUUUUCAUUAGAAAAUGGAAACGUUUCUGGGGUCCAAGUUUUCAUUUUUUAGUGAAAUUCUAGAAUAAUUUGUUUGAUGAAAAAUAUUGAUAAAAACAUUUUGUUUUCAUGUGUACAAAAGUAUUUCCUGAGCAGCGUUUGUUAAUUGAGAUGUUGCAGGGCGAAUUAUGUCCAUGGUAACAUCUUUGCACUUUACUGCCCUGGAGAGAUUUGGCCAAGAUGAACAAAGCGGAACCAUCCCCUUUGCUCACUCCUAGCUAUGUACUCUCCAGAGGCAACAGGAAUAAAAAACGGAAGGUGGACAUUACUGGCACAGGCCCCAAUCCUGAAAGCAUCUGUGCAGAUGCUGAACUUCAAGCUGGCGAAUAGUAGGUCUAAUCAUCUUCUUAAAAAGAAAACUCUUGUUGAUAUCAAGGGGACUCUUACUCAGGUUAACCUGUUCAUCUUGCUGUCUGUCGUCUGUGUCCUUUUGAACCUGGCUGGAUUUAUUUUAGGAUGUCAAGGAGCUCAGUUUGUAUCCAGUGUACCCAGAUGUGAUCUGGUGGAUCUGGGUGAAAGUAAGAUAUGCUUCUGCUGUGAAGAAUUUCAUCCAGCAAAAUGUACAGAGAAAGAGAAUGCACUGAAGCUGUACCCAGUUCAGUCAUGUAGUGCUGUUCACCUUCUACUCAAGAAAGUUCUUUUUGCUCUGUGCGCCUUGAACGCUCUGACCACCACAGUUUGCUUGGUAGCAGCUGCCCUGCGUUACCUUCAGAUACUUUCAACAAGACGAUCAUGCAUAGAUGAAUCUCAGGUAUCUGCAGAGGAAGGUGAAGAACAACACCACAGUUCAGAUCCUGAAGAGUUUGUUCCACCUGUACCACCUCCAUCAUAUUUUGCAACAUUUUAUUCUUGCACACCCAGAAUGAAUCGCAGAACGCUCGGUUCUGAUGUUAUUCCAUUGCCACAUAUUUAUGGAGCUAGAAUGAAAGGAGUUGAAGUAUUCUGUCCUCUGGAUCCACCUCCUCCAUAUGAAGCUGUGGUGAGCCAAAUCAGUCGUGAGCAGGAAGGUGCAUUCCAAAUCCCUGACGGGUCUGAAGCUGUUGCUGUUCCUCCAGAACUGAAUGAUACACAGACCUCUCAAGUACAUGAGGAUAUUCCCAGCUCUUCCAGUAGAGAGAGCCUUCCACCUUCAGAUCCCAGCCCAGAGCCUGCAGAAGCAUGCAAGAGAGUCUUCAGUCCUCUGCGAAAGAGAUCAAAAAGUGACCCUGUGCUUCAUGGCUUGCCACCUAGGGGUCCAGUGUUAAGCUGUGAAGCUGCAACUCAAACAGAGAUAAAACCAGAACUGGCUACUGUCAUUUUGCGGAAGAGUUUGAGAGCAAGAGCUUUGAGAGCAAGACCACGGUCCUUGAUAGACUAUAAGUCAUAUAUAGACACUAAACUUCUCGUGGCAAGGUUCCUAGAGCAGUCCUCCUGCAGUAUGACCCCUGAUAUACAUGAAUUGGUGGAAAAUAUCAAAUCCGUUUUAAAGUCAGAUGAAGAGCACAUGGAGGAAGUCAUCACCAGUGCCAAUUUCCUUGAGCAGAUUAUGACUCCUGCUUGUCCAUCUACAUCAAGAGCACACACACUGCCAUUUAGAAGACACCCAGGACUACUACACCUGGAAAGCUGUGGAGAUCUGAGCACUUUCACUACAGCAGAAAACCAAGUAUCAGAAAGGAGAAGCCAAAGAAUAGAGCAUGAGCGACCUCACAGUCUCAUUGGAGUUGUACGGGAAACUGUCCUUUGAUUUGGUGUGUUUCUAAUUCUUCUCUUAGAGUUCCUCCAUCAGACAAAGGCACAGCGCAGGAAAACCAUCUCUGAAAAGCAGGGUGAUGGGAAUGUCACAAUUACUUCCUCCCCCCCACUCCCCCAAUAGUCUCCUAAUGUUGUUUUUGGAACCGUUGACUGGAGACUCUUUGAGAAAAUUAAUUCAACAGAACCUCUUGUUGUUCUGGUUCUUCGCUGGCUUUAAAACAAGGAUAUUCAGGUGUGGUUAGUAUACUCCAGGAUCAUUAUAGUUUAUGGCUUCUUGGGAUUGCAAUGUUAUGACUAAACCACGUUGUACAGUACAAUGCUUCUAUACCUUGAUUUCUAUCCUUUGAGGUGAGGUCACUGUACAUACAUUCAUUUGUUUCUUGUCCUACUGAAGAGUGUUGGCCAAAUUAUGCUCUCCUUUUUGUAUAAAUCCAAAAUAAAAACAUUGAAGUAAAUGAGACAGCUGUUCAGCUUGUUAAAAUUGGCAUCAAUCCCUUGGUUGUGGCAGAGCUGGGGUGAUUUACCCCAGCCAUGAAGAUAGCCUGAUGGAUUUGCUCCAGCCUAUUUGUAUUUGUCCAGAACAGUAUGUGUUUUCAUAGGCAUCUUCCUGGUGAAAGUGCUUGUGCCACCACCUUUGGAAAACCUCUUUUUGGGCUUGGGAGUCAGGGAGCUGAAAUGACAGCAUGUUGUUUUGGUGCCCUCAAUUACACAGCCCAAACAGCUAAUUAGGAACAGCAAACACUCCAAAUCCCAGUGAAUAGUUUGUGAGCCAUGCCUGGGCUGUGGUAAACUGGCAUCAAAUAGUUAUUUAGUCAUUCUGAACAACAUACAGGUUCAUAAGAGUCUCUUUGCAACUAAUUCUUGAACAGAAAAAAAGCACUAAAUUCCUCAACUCCUAGUUGGAGACUAGUUUCUCAGGUACUGCUGGUAACCAGGAACAGGUUUCAGCCCUGCUUCUCUAUUUGGCAAGGAUGUAUGGGCUUAAACCAAAGCUCAUUAAAGUCAGUAGGCGUCUUUCCAUUAACUUCCAAGGGCUUUCGAUCAGGCUCAUAGUUUGUACUAUCAAGACCAUUUGUAGCAGCUUACAGCCUCUUGCAUCUCAGCAAGAUAUGAGUUGUCAUUUAAGCAGGCUGAUUAAAAAUUCCUGCUGUUACUGUAAUGAUAAAGCUUCACUUAGGGUAAUUAUUAAACCACUUGUCCUAGGGAAAAACAACAAAAAAAGCUUUAAACUGUAAGUUUUAAUUAAGUCUGUUUAGGAGGAGAACACAUUGGUUCAGUUUAUUGGUGUUUGAAAAAUGAGAAGCGGACUUAAGAAAUAAAAGGUUUAAUUUGUA
Molecule: messenger RNA, 3373 nt
Organism: Gavialis gangeticus (Gharial)
Lineage: Eukaryota; Metazoa; Chordata; Crocodylia; Gavialidae
Gene: ENTREP1
Product: family with sequence similarity 189 member A2
Exons: 11
Coding region: 526-2031 (501 amino acids)
Source: RefSeq, a predicted model, not a curated record